AUGAAGACUCUUUCUUUAUUAUUUAUUGUUAUUUCUUUAAUCUCCUUAAUCAAUGCUGAUGUUUUUUCAAACAUAGUUGAUUUUGGAUUAGUUUCAAAAAGUAAAUUUGUUAGUCAAACUUUUUCAAAUAUUGCACUUCCAGCAUCAUCAUUUAAUUUGGAAGGUGUCCAAGUUGUCAUUUUAAAUAAAACAUCAAAUCAAGCUUUUAACCAUAACUUCAUUUCUACAUGCACAAUUGAUUUCACAAGUAGUGGUAGAAAAAUUGUAUCAUUCACUGCUUCAAAUAUUGAAAAUCAAUUAGUUUUCCCAUCACCAUAUUUAGUUCAAAUUUCGGGAAAUUUAAAUUUAACAGUUUCAAUUUAUGCAUUAAAUGUUGAACCACAAGAUAUUAGUAUUGCAUAUUAUAUGAAAUGGGAAGAGAAUAGUGGAAGUAAAACCAUUGUUAAAUUAACAAGAACUGCAACAUCAGUAGUUUCAAAUUUCUCAACAUUUAGUGUACCACAAGGAUCAGGUACAGGAUUUGUUAUUCAAAAUUCAAUUCCAUGGAUUUCAAAUGCUGAAGCAAUGGAUUUCCAAGCAUCUGUAUCACCAGGUAUUAUUAGUUUAAGUUUUGUUGAACAAAUGAAUGGUCAAAACACAGUAAUUUGUAAAUCAUUACCAGUUUAUAAUGAUAAAUUCUUAGUUAAAAUGAGUAGUUGUGAUAAUGUAGUUAGUUUAUUCAAAGGUGCAACAUACGUAACUCAAGCAGUUUAUAAUAAUACUGUCCCAUUAAAGAAUGUUAUUGCUAAUUUUGGUUUUUAUGUUGGUUAUCCAACUCCAACAACUACAACUACCACUGGUGGUGGUUCAACAUCCCAUGCUACAACCUCUACCACUGGUGGUGGUUCAACAUCUCACGUCACAACCUCUACCACUGGUGGUGGUUCAACAAGUCCAUCUACCACUCACGCAUCAACAACUGGUGGUGGUCAUACAACAGGUCCAUCAACAUCAUCAUCAUCACAUGCAACCUCUGGUCAUCACGGUUCACACUCACAAUCUGAAUCUGGUUCACAUUCACAAUCUGAAUCUGGCUCACAAUCUGAAUCUGGCUCACAAUCACAAUCACAAUCACAAUCACAAUCACAAUCUGAAUCAGGAUCAGAUUCAUUCACAACCACCACAGCAGGUUCACAAUCUGAUUCAUUCCCAGAUUCAUCAGAUGGUCCAUCUUAUACAUCUGGUUCUUCUGGUUCAUCAGGUACUUACAUUUGGAAUGGUAAAGGUGUUAAAAUUGAUAUCUUUUAA
Molecule: messenger RNA, 1287 nt
Organism: Dictyostelium discoideum AX4
Lineage: Eukaryota; Evosea; Eumycetozoa; Dictyosteliales; Dictyosteliaceae
Exons: 3
Coding region: 1-1287 (428 amino acids)
Source: RefSeq, a predicted model, not a curated record